Messenger RNA from Microcebus murinus (gray mouse lemur), 11301 nucleotides. It is a transcript of the gene ATG2B, whose product is annotated as autophagy related 2B. Gene Ontology annotation, cellular component: phagophore; phagophore assembly site. NCBI's taxonomy places the organism in Eukaryota, Metazoa, Chordata, Mammalia, Primates, Cheirogaleidae. The record is from RefSeq and is a predicted model, not a curated record. Gene Ontology annotation, biological process: glycophagy; autophagy of mitochondrion; autophagosome assembly. Gene Ontology annotation, molecular function: protein-membrane adaptor activity; phosphatidylinositol-3-phosphate binding.
UCUCGCGAACGCGCCGGGAGCGUAGCGUCCCCAGAGUCGGGAGCGCGCCCCGCGGAUGACAACAAGUUCGUCGCACGGCAGCGGUGGCGGUGUCUGCCUCUGCCUGAGCCCCUGCCGCCCCCCGUCGCGCUCCCUUGCACCCUCUCUCUGUGCCGACUAGGACCCCCUCGGACGCGCCGGGCCUCGGGCAACGGGGACCCCUCCGCGCCUCGACCCCGCCAGGCCUCGCGCGAGCGGCGCGGCGCGGGCGAUGGGGUCGCCCUGAGGGACGCCUGCCGCUGAGCGGACAUGGAGGGGACGCCCCGGGCUUAGGCCCCGCCGCGGCCUGGGGACACCGGCUGGGACCCGAGGCGCAGUCGCCGCGGCCUGGAGCCGGAGCCUCGGCCGCGAGGCCGGAGCCGCAGCCGCCCGCAGCUCUAGCCAGCCCAGCUGCCAGCCCCCACCAUGCCGUGGCCGUUUUCGGAGUCUAUCAAGAAGAGGGCCUGUCGGUACCUCCUGCAGAGGUACUUGGGCCACUUCCUGCAGGAGAAGCUGAGCCUGGAGCAGCUCAGCCUGGACCUGUACCAGGGCACCGGGUCCCUCGCCCAGGUCCCCUUGGACAAAUGGUGUCUCAAUGAAAUCCUGGAGUCAGCAGAUGCACCUUUAGAAGUCACUGAAGGAUUCAUUCAGUCUAUUUCUUUGUCAGUUCCAUGGGGCUCCUUGCUACAGGAUAAUUGUGCACUGGAAGUGAAGGGGUUAGAAAUGGUCUUUCGACCAAGGCCUCGCCUAGCAACUGGUUCGGAGCCUAUGUAUUGGUCAAGUUUUAUGACUAGCAGUAUGCAGUUGGCAAAAGAAUGUCUUAGCCAGAAACUAACAGAUGAACAAGGAGAAGGAACCCAGCCUUUUGAAGGACUUGAAAAGUUUGCUGAAACCAUUGAAACAGUACUAAGAAGAGUAAAGGUAACUUUUAUAGACACUGUUUUGAGAAUUGAACAUGUGCCAGAAAAUUCCAAAACUGGAACUGCACUUGAAAUUCGAAUAGAAAGAACUGUAUACUGUGACGAAACUGCUGAUGAAUCCUCAGGAAUUAAUGUACAUCAACCCACAGCUUUUGCUCACAAGUUACUUCAGCUCUCUGGAGUGUCUCUCUUUUGGGAUGAAUUUUCUGCAUCAGCAAAAUCUUCCCCAGUGUGUUCAACUGCACCAGUGGAAACUGAGCCAAAGCUGUCACCUAGCUGGAACCCCAAAAUUAUUUAUGAGCCACACCCACAACUAACUAGAAAUUUACCAGAGGUUGCACCCUCUGACCCAGUGCAAAUUGGAGGGUUAAUUGGUAGGUUGGAGUUGAGUCUCACGUUUAAACAGAACGAAGUACUUCCUGGAGCUAAGUUGGAUGUUGAUGGACAGAUAGACGCUAUUCAUCUAUUCCUGUCACCAAGACAAGUACACUUGCUUUUGGAUAUGUUAGCAGCUAUUGCUGGACCAGAAAAUUCUAGCAAAAUAGGCUUAGCUAAUAAAGACAGGAAAAAUCGACCAAUGCAACAGGAAGACGAGUAUAGAAUUCAGAUGGAAUUAAACCGGUAUUAUUUGAGAAAAGAUUCUCUCUCUGGGGGUGUAUCUUCAGAACAAAGCUUUUAUGAGACAGACGCAGCCCGUACACCUUCUAGUCGUGAAGAAGAAGUUUUCUUCUCCAUGGCUGAUAUGGACAUGUCCCAUAGUCUCUCUUCUCUUCCACCCCUGGGGGACCCCCCAAACAUGGACCUUGAGUUAUCAUUAACUAGUACAUAUACAAAUACCCCAGCAGGAUCUCCGCUAAGUGCUACUGUGCUUCAGCCAACUUGGGGAGAUUUCCUUGAUCACCAUAAAGAACAGCCAGUAAGAGGGUCAACAUUUCCAUCUAAUCUAGUCCACCCAGCAACUUUACAGAAAACAGCUCUCCCAUCUAGAUCUGUUUCAGUGGAUGAAUCCAGGCCUGAACUUAUUUUUAGACUAGCUGUGGGAACCUUUUCAAUCUCUGUGCUUCACAUUGAUCCUCUGCCGCCACCUGAAACGUCACUGAACCAUAAUCCAUUGACACCUAUGGCGAUCACUUUCUUUACUUGUAUAGAAAAGAUUGAUCCAGCAAGAUUUUCAACAGAAGAUUUUAAGUCUUUCCGAGCAGUAUUUGCAGAAGCUUGCUCACACGAUCACCUUAGAUUUAUAGGUACUGGCAUCAAAGUGUCCUAUGAACAAAGACAAAGAUCAGCCUCCCGAUAUUUCAGUACUGAUAUGUCUAUUGGGCAAAUGGAGUUUUUGGAGUGCCUGUUUCCAACUGAUUUUCAUUCUAUUCCUCCUCACUAUACAGAGCUUUUAACGUUCCUUUCCAAAGAAGGAACUGAUUCCCAUCCCCCUGUGUGUCUUCAGCUUCAUUAUAAGCAUUCUGAGAAUAGGGGACCCCAGGGUACUCAAGCAAGAUUUAGUUCAGUUCCUCAGAAGGCAGAAUUGCAAAUUAAAUUAAGUCCAGUAUGUUGUGAACUGGAUAUCAGUAUUGUGGACAGGUUAAAUUCCUUGCUUCAACCACAGAAACUUACUACAGUAGAGAUGAUGGCAUCCCACAUGUACACUUCAUAUAAUAAGCAUAUUAGUCUGCACAAGGCUUUCACUGAAGUAUUUCUAGAUGAUUCACAUAAUCCUGCAAAUUGUCGGAUAUCAGUACAAGUUGCCACACCAGCAUUAAACCUUUCUGUUCGCUUCCCAAUACCUGAUCUUCGAUCAGAUCAAGAAAGAGGACCGUGGUUUAAGAAGUCACUUCAGAAGGAGAUCCUUCAUUUAGCAUUCACAGAUCUAGAAUUUAAGACUGAAUUUAUAGGAGGAUCAACUCCAGAACAAAUUAAAUUGGAACUUACGUUUAGAGAACUAGUUGGGUCAUUCCAGGAAGAUAAAGGAGAACCAUCUGUAAAGUUUUUCCACGUGUCUAGUGGAGUAGAUGGAGAUACAGCAUCAUCAGAUGACUUUGACUGGCCACGUAUUGUACUGAAAAUAAAUCCACCAGCCAUGCAUUCCAUUUUGGAGAGAAUAGCAGCUGAGGAAGAAGAAGAGAAUGAUGGUCACUACCAGGAAGAAGAGGAAGGAGGUGCUCAUUCCCUGAAAGAUGUUUGUGAUCUAAGAAGACCGGCCCCCUCUCCUUUUUCUUCUCGUAGAGUAAUGUUUGAAAAUGAGCAGAUGGUGAUGCCAGGAGACCUUGUAGAAAUGACAGAGUUUCAGGAUAAAGCAAUCAGCAAUUCUCACUUUGUGUUGGAACUUACGCUACCAAAUAUUCAUAUAACACUACCUAAUAAGAACUUUUAUGAGAAGCUUUAUAAUAGGAUCUUUAAUGACUUGCUACUAUGGGAGCCAACAGCUCCUUCACCAGUGGAGACAUUAGAAAAUAUUUCCUAUGGUAUUGGGCUUUCAGUAGCCAGUCAACUGAUUAAUACCUUCAAUAAAGAUAGUUUUAGUCCAUUUAAAUCUACAGUUCACUAUGAUGAGGAGAGUGGAUCUGAGGAGGAGACUUUGCAGUAUUUUUCCACUGUUGAUCCCAACUAUCGUUCCCGUAGGAAAAAAAAAUUAGAUUCUCAGAACAAGAACUCACAGAGUUUUCUCUCAGUUCUUCUGAGCAUUAAUCAUGGAUUAAUGGCAGUGUACACAGACGUGAAGCAAGAUAAUGGAGAUAUGUUGGAAAACAAACAUGGUGAAUUCUGGUUAGAGUUCAAUAGUGGUUCAUUAUUUUGCGUGACAAAAUAUGAAGGUUUUGAUGACAAGCACUACAUAUGCCUUCAUUCUAGCAGUUUCAGUCUAUAUCACAAAGGCAUAGUGGAUGGAGUGAUUCUUCCCACAGAAGCACGACUGCCCAGUUCAACCCACCCACAUUGGUUAGAACCUACUAUUUAUUCCUCUGAAGAAGACGGCCUCAGUAGAGGUUCUUCAGAUGGUGUUGGAGGAGAGAGUUCAAAUAUGCUCUCUGUUGCAGUUAAAAUAUUGUCUGAUAAAUCAGAGUCCAAUACAAAGGAAUUUCUGAUUGCUGUGGGACUGAAGGGAGCCACUCUCCAGCAUAGAAUGCUUCCUUCUGGGCUUAGCUGGCAUGAGCAGAUUUUAUACUUCUUAAAUAUUGCCGAUGAACCUGUUUUGGGUUAUAAUCCUCCAACUUCAUUUACAACUUUUCAUGUUCAUCUUUGGAGCUGUGCACUUGAUUAUAGGCCCCUUUAUUUGCCAAUCCGAUCUCUUCUUACUGUUGAAACAUUCAGUGUUUCUAGUAGCGUUGCAUUGGAUAAAUCUUCUUCUACUCUCAGAAUAAUCUUGGAUGAAGCUGCUUUACAUCUGUCUGACAAAUGUAAUACUGUCACUGUAAAUCUGAGUAGAGAUUAUGUUCGUGUGAUGGAUAUGGGCCUCUUGGAAUUAACCAUAACUGCAGUGAAGUCUGAUUCUGAUGGAGAGCAAACUGAGCCCCGCUUUGAGUUACACUGUUCCAGUGAUGUUGUCCAUAUCAGAACGUGCUCAGAUUCUUGUGCUGCACUAAUGAACCUCAUUCAGUACAUUGCAAGCUAUGGUGACCUACAUGGACCUAACAAGGCAGAAAUGAAGGCUGGAGCCCCUCAAAGAAAGUCAAAGGUAGAUUCCAGUGGUCGGUCAUCCUCACGUGGUCCAGUCCUUCCUGAAGCAGAUCAACAGAUUUUGCGAGAUCUGAUGAGUGAUGCUAUGGAGGAGAUCGAUGUGCAGCAAGCCGCUUCAACUGUGAAACCUCAGGCUAACGGUGUUUUGGAUGAAAAAUCUCAAAUUCAGGAGCCAUGUUGUUCAGACCUCUUCCUGUUUCCAGAUGAGAGUGGGAAUGUGUCCCAGGAGUCCGGCCCCACUUAUACCUCAUUCACUCACCACUUGAUCAGUGAUGCAAUGACAGGUGUGCCCGCUGAAAAUGAUGACUUUUGCAUUCUUUUUGCACCAAAAGCAGCCAUCCAGGAGAAGGAAGAAGAACCAGUUAUAAAAAUCAUGGUUGAUGAUGCAAUUGUGAUAAGAGACAAUUAUUUCAGUCUGCCUGUUAAGAAGACAGAUACAAGCAAAGCCCCAUUACACUUUCCCAUUCCUGUAAUUCGAUAUGUUGUUAAGGAAGUUUCUCUUGUUUGGCAUCUUUAUGGAGGAAAGGAUUUUGGAACAGUUCCUCCUACUUCUCCAGCUAAAAGUUAUAUUAGUACCCACAGUUCACCUUCUCACACACCCACAAGACAUGGACGUAAUACGGUAUGUGGGGGAAAAGGAAGAAACCAUGACUUUUUAAUGGAAAUACAGUUAAGCAAGGUGAAGUUUCAGCAUGAAGUCUACCCGCCAUGCAAACCAGAAUUCGAUUCCAGCCUCUUAGAACACCCAGUCUCCCGGCAAGUGUUCAUUGUUCAGGAUCUGGAAAUUCGAGAUCGUCUGGCAACAUCACAAAUGAAUAAAUUUUUGUACCUGUAUUGCAGUAAAGAAAUGCCUCGAAAAGCUCAUUCUAACAUGUUGACGGUGAAAGCCUUACACGUGCGUCCAGAGUCUGGCAGGUCACCACAGGAGUGCUGCCUGAGAGUGUCGCUGAUGCCGCUGCGCCUCAACAUUGACCAGGAUGCCUUGUUCUUCCUGAAAGAUUUCUUCACAAGUCUUUCUACAGAAGUAGAGCUUCUAAUGACUCCAGAUCCAGAAGUUAAAAAGUCCCCUGGAGCUGAUGUCACCUGCAGUUUGCCAAGGCAUUUGAGUACCUCAAAGGAGCCAAAUCUAGUUAUUUCUUUCCCUGGGCCAAAACAACCUUCCCAAAAUGAUAGUGCCAAUUCAGUGGAAGUGGUUAAUGGGGCAGAGGAGAAGGACUUCUCUGCUGAAGAAGCAUCAUUUAGUGAUCAGCCUGUGUUUUUCAGAGAGUUUAGAUUCACGUCAGAAGUUCCCAUUCGACUUGAUUAUCAUGGCAAACACGUAUCAAUGGAUCAGGGUACAUUAGCUGGGAUUUUGAUUGGUCUGGCUCAGUUAAACUGCUCUGAACUAAAGCUGAAGAGGCUUUUCUAUCGGCAUGGUUUGUUAGGUGUUGACAAAUUGUUCUCAUAUGCAAUCACUGAAUGGCUUAAUGACAUUAAGAAGAAUCAGUUACCAGGAAUACUGGGUGGUGUUGGGCCUAUGCAUUCACUAGUACAAUUAGUGCAAGGCCUAAAGGACUUGGUCUGGUUACCAAUAGAGCAGUACCGGAAGGAUGGCCGUAUCGUCAGAGGGUUUCAGAGAGGGGCUGCUUCCUUUGGUACCUCGACAGCAAUGGCUGCGCUGGAACUCACAAACAGAAUGGUUCAGACAAUACAGGCAGCAGCAGAGACUGCUUAUGACAUGGUGUCUCCUGGUACCCUUGCUAUCGAGCCCAAGAAGACCAAAAGGUUUCCUCAUCACCGACUAGCCCAUCAGCCAGUAGACCUGAGGGAAGGUGUGGCCAAGGCCUACAGUGUUGUGAAAGAGGGAAUCACAGACACGGCUCAGACCAUCUAUGAAACGGCGGCUCGAGAGCACGAGAGCAGAGGGGUCACUGGUGCUGUGGGUGAAGUUCUGCGCCAGAUUCCUCCGGCAGUGGUGAAACCUCUGAUUGUUGCCACGGAAGCAACGUCAAACGUGUUAGGUGGCAUGAGAAACCAAAUCAGACCAGAUGUCCGGCAAGACGAAUCACAGAAAUGGCGCCAUGGAGAAGACUGACGUCUCAAACAGGACUCUUUGUGAAGAUGAUGAGAGCGCAGAUAGGGAGCGUAGCGUCCCCGCGCAGCUUUAGAGGAAACUCAUUUAAUUUUAUUGUGCUCAUCUCAGGAACAAAAGCAUUUUUAGUUAAAUAAUUUAAUGUCAAAAUAACAUGCAACCAAAAACUUCUGCCAUUUUAGGGCUAGUUUGGUACUUGCCUGUAGAAAUGUUUGGUGGCUAGUGUCAAAGGUCCUUAAAGCAUUUGCUGCCAAGUUAGUGGAAUGCUCACUUUUAUUAGGAUGACUAUAAUUCUCCUUGUUACAGAUAUCAUUGGAAACCUCCUUUUAACACUGUAUGUGUAACUUUGUGGAGGUGAUUUUUCUCAAGGUGCAGAAAGAAUUACAGCCCCUAAACUUUCAUUGAGAAUGAGAGAAAAAGGCCACAGGGAAGCAAAACAAAAUAGGAUUUUCAAUAUAAUAUCAGUGUGAAAAAAAUAACCUACUCUGUUGGAUUUAGUGUUCAUGCACUUGAGGAUGACAUUGUUUCCAUUUACUCAGAAAAUCCUUCUGUGGGGUUUGAGAAAGUGAAUGUCACAGACAUGUUCUGUUGUGUUGCACUUUAUCCUGUGUGUGUGUGUGUGUGUGUGUGUGUUUAGAUUAAUACAAGUCAUGUGCUAUAUUCUUCAUAUGAUUUACAGUUAUACAAAAUAUAAAGAGGAGUAAACUUGUCUGAAAGUUUUUGACAAAGGAAAGUAACCUAAAUGUAAUAGCUUCUUUAUUUUAAGUGUAAAUGAAAAUGUGCAUUCUGUAGUGAACUGGGGCCCAUGUAAUUGUUUGUAUGUUCAAUUUUAAGCAGAUAGUGCAAGCUUGUUAGGAAUGUGGAAGGGGAGAUUGGAAAUGGUUUUUACUCUUUUAAAAUUAAACAAAAAUCCUCCAAAUAUGCCCUAGUCAACUAUUUUGACGUACCAUUUUUACUUGGUUAACAAUGUACAUUUUGAUAACCUGUCAGGAAUGAAUAAAGUAUUUUUAUUUAAAGGUAAAAUUGUUUUAUGCUUCCAUGAAUAUUUUGCUUUUUUAAGAGCAUAUUCAUAGAUGCAAUACUAUGAUUUAUCCCAAGAUACUUGGGAAGACUUUAUCAAAAUUGAUUUUGGUUAAUAUCAAGUAAAUCAUUACCCGAGUGAUGGGGAGUUGUUCUCAAACCCUGACUUUAGAUUAUUCUAGCAGGAAGAAAAUGUGGAACUUUGUAUUUAUUCACUGUUUAAAGUUGCAUGAUAUGACUUCUCAUUUUCAAAAGCGAGGGAAUAUCAUUGAGGUGAAUUUGGAUUUAAAAACUGCAUUUGAGUUUGGGGUUUGGAAAAAUGAAGUUCAAUUAAGUUUAUUCUCAAAAUUUUCUAAGCAGGAAAGCAAUGUAAAAAACCCAAACAUCUAGAAUUUAUAAAAGUAGUGUUACAUAGCAUCUAAUUUUAGUUUUGUUUUAUUUCCUUUUUAUUGCAAAAAAACUUAGUAAGGCCAUCCUUAGAAUAAGCACCUGUUUAAGAAUCAUGUUACUUUGUUACUUGGUUCCUAUUAAAUGGAGUCCAUAUAGAGGGUGGUCCUGACUAAAUACUAACAGGUUUAUUAUAGUGAGAGUUCAUCUCGCUUCUGGGGCACAUUCGGACCAACCCUGUUCAUGGAUUCCAGUAUUCUCCAUUUGCUUUUAUAAUGAAACAUGCUGUGUGUGUUACCUGAGUAUGAUUAAUCAAAUUGAAAAACACUUGAUCAAGCUUAAAAUUUUUAAUCUCUUUGAAAAUAUUUUUCAUAGUUAUACUUAACGUUCAAUUAGAUAUAGUAUAGAGAGAAAUAGUUGUCCUUUUCUUUGCACUCCAAAUUGUGAAUGGAUGGACCCUUUAAACAAAUUAUUCAUGAACCCCAUUUAAACAUAUAUCUUUAUAAUGUGAUCUCCAUGGUUCUUUCUCUCUUCUGCCCUCCUAUGCCUGUUGUCGAUAGAAUCAUUGGGAAUAGAAUCCUGUGUCUAAGAAAGAUUUAUUCCCAAGGGUCUGUUUAGCCAAGAUACUCUUUACUUAAGAUGUUUGUAAGGAAUUAUCUAUAUUUGAACACUUCUACAUUAUUAUAUCCUUAAUUUUUUUACAGUGUCUAACUUUUGUGUUACAAUGACACAGUAAAAAGAGUGUUGGAAGAAUCCUUGGGUUGCCAGAUUUGUGAAUUAAUACAUGGAUGACUUGGCCAAGACAGCUAAUCGCUCUAAGCCUCAGUGACCCUGUGGAUAAAUGAGAGGGUUUCUUACAACAAAGCGCAGUGGGGAUUUUUGGAUGAGUAGGCCGUGCAUGUGUGUGUGAGAAUGAUGGUAUGUGGUGUAAUGCUCUGUAGAGGGUCCCAGACCUGUGGCGCCUCAGACAGGUGCGAUUUUCCAGUGAGAGCACUCUGGUCACAUCACACACACAGCAGCCAUUGGCUGCUGUAGAUCUGGGAUGUCUCCAAGUGAUACAUUUCUGAGCUGCCACGUGCCUGUGUGGCUGGACUUUGAUGACUGGAGUAGACGGCACAGGUCCACUUGUUGCUACACUGAGUCUUUAUGGUUAUCUCUCCGAGGAGUCCAGGAGGCAAGCUCGAUUGAGGUCUGCCAGCGAGUUUCUGAACCCACAGGGUUAUCAGCACGUUAAAACCACUUCAUAUCACAAGGAGAUAGGCAGCCGUGGCCAUAGCGAUGUCUCCAUCUCCAACAGGGCAGAUUCGGAACCCCUGGUUUUCCCUUCCUGUCUACCCCUAGAUUGCCGUUAAUUUACAAGCAGAAGGUCCACUGAACGUUGCCUAGUAGGAUAGAUAAAACACAAUGUUUCUUCUAGACAUCAUAGCAAUAGACUUUCCUUUUAAUGAAGUUUGGGUACAAUUUGGAUCCUCACUUAAGAAUAUAUAUUUGACAUCAAUAUUUUUAUAAGGCAGAAUUCACUUUAAGAAGAAAAUUCUAAGUAGCAAUGUGCCUAAGAUGGCAGAAUACUAAAAAACCAGUGCUUCCUGCCUCCUUCCAUGUGUUGCUUUUCAAAGCUUAUAGAAAAGCUUUCAGGGACUUACUUUUUAACCAUCUCUUUUUAAAACUGUUCUGUAGGUUUAGUGCCUUUGUUUAGCUUCAAAAAGUCCGAACAGCUGUUUCUGCUCCUGCAGAGGCUGCCUGUCCACAGGCAUCGCCCGUCACUCAAGCAUCGUUCCACCUGGGGCCCGUGCCCCGUGCGCACCCUUGCCAGAGUGGAGAGACGACAGGCAGAGUUGAAUUUUAAAACGGUGAUUUUAAAUGAGGAAUCCACAAUUGCACUGAAUGGCUUCAGGAUUAACUAUUAAUGGUCUUAACAUUAAUUUAAAUUUUACAUAUGUAACAAGCUGUGUGACUUGGCUUAAGAGAAAUUACUCACCUUUGCUUUGCAUCAAUGUUCUUAGACCUGCAGUGAGUAUAAUUCCACAGAACAGCAGGGGUGUGGUGGGGCUCUGAGCUCCUCUCCCCCAGGUCCCUUCACUUCCUCUGGACCUAGUUAAGACAUCAGAGAGAAUGUCUAUCAAGUUCUUUAAGCUCCUUGAAAUGGACUGUGCAAACACAGAGUGUGAUAUUCUUUUGUAUCUGCAAAUGCAUCAACUAGACAUACCAAUUGGUAUCAGAAUAUAUCAAAUAUAAAUUUUUGAGUCUUAUGUUAAAAAGGAAAAUUAUUUAUAUCAUAUAUAGGUAAUGAUGGAAAAAACAUUUCCUUUUCAUUAUCAGGAAAUAUUUUUGUUUACUGGGAGAUAGUCACUUUUUUCAUAUAAGAAUAACAGUGCUUUAAUGCCAACUUAUUUUUAUUUGAACAUUUUCAGGAUCAUGCUAGGCACUCUGCUUCCUUUAGUAGACAUUCAUUAUACUGUUGCAAAUCAGCCAGUUUUGAAGUAUUUUCUUUUUGUCAUAGUGCCUGCAAGUCAGAGAUAGAAAAAUCAUUCCGACACACUGCCAUGAUAGGCCCUUUUGGGGAUGAGAAAUUUAAGUUAGUUUCAACAAUUUAUAUUUUGAAAUGUCAUCAGUUUUUGUAAAUGUAGGUGUUAGAGGGAUUCUUUGGCCUCCUAUGGCAAUUGUUGGCCCCUUGGUUGCAAGCAUGUCGUUUCCUAGUAAGCACCAGAGUGCUGUCUGCUGUAUUUCAAGAGACGAGAAAUGUGAUGUCAGCUGGCUCAAUCAUGUCUCUAAUGCCCCGAGUGGUUGAAAUAACAGCCCGUCUCUUUAAAAAAUGUUUACUUUGCUGUUUCACGUGUAUUUUGUAUAUAUGAAAUGGCAGCUUCCAAUUUCUAGUUGGAUUUGUCUUGCACUGUUUGUAUAACUUGCUUGUCACACAGGACUAUUUGCUUUUUCCCUGAGAAAUUUGGUAGGGACGUCUAGUUCAGCUUUUAUGUUGAUUCAUCCUGACUUGUUUUAGACGUUGAAUUUAUCUCACUACAGGUAAAAGAACAUAUGUGUAUACAUUGACUGUCAUUGUUUCCUAAUUUUCCUAAUUAUGGCAAAUUAUGGAUGUGAAUACUUUAAGAAUACUGAUGCUGUACAAGUAUUUUUGUGGAAAUGUAACUUGUUAGUGUGACUAUUUAAAAUGUGAAAAUAAGAAUACCUAGAAGAAAAUUAAAAUAUUCACUCUUUGGA